CACACUGACAGAAUCAAGUUUAGUUGCAUUGAUCUUUAACAUCAUGCCGUGCGGAAGCUGUCGAUGGCAGUGUUUACUGGGCUUGUUCUGGCUGACUCAGCAGUGGACAGCAGUUGAAGCGGACUUCCUAGAGGACUCGUAUCCGGCCAGUGUGCUAGAGGAUGCGAAACUGUCGACGGUCCAGUUGUUGGCCAAGUACAAAUAUCCAGGCGAAACCCACACAGUGACCACCGAGGACAAGUACGUGCUGCAGAUGCAUCGCAUUGCCAGACCGGGUGCUAAGCCCGUGCUGCUGAUGCAUGGACUGCUGGACAGUUCAGCAACGUGGAUCCUAAUGGGCCCACACAGUGGUCUAGGCUAUUUCCUCUAUGACGCGGGCUACGAUGUUUGGCUGGGGAAUGCUCGGGGCAAUCGCUACUCGCGAAGCCAUGUCAAACUCAAUCCCAACACGGAUAAGGCUUACUGGAGUUUCUCGUGGCAUGAGAUUGGAUACUACGAUCUGCCCGCCCUAAUCGAUGCGGUGCUAUCUAAAACGGGCUAUCAGAAGCUGAGUUACUUUGGGCAUUCCCAGGGCACCACCUCCUUCUUCGUGAUGGCCUCAACUCGGCCGGAGUAUAAUGCGAAGAUCCAUGUGAUGAGCGCGUUGGCGCCAGUGGCCUUUAUGACGAACAUGCAAUGCCCGUUGAUAGGCGUUGGACAGAGAGUCCUCCCUUUGAUUGGAGAGAGACAGGAAAUAUUGCCAUACUAUAAGGAUUUUAGUAUCUGCAUGCUGUCGGAGUCUGUUAUGGAGCUCUGUAUGUUUUACUUAUGGAGGUUGAUUGGAAAGGAUCCAGCGGAAAUGAAUAUGACCAUGUUACCGGCAAUUCUGACCCAUGUGCCUGCAGGAGCAAACUCUAAUCAGUUCCUCCAUUACUUACAGCUGCAAAAGUCCGAUCGUUUCUGUUCAUACGAUCAUGAUGCGAAGGAGAACCAGCGCAUUUAUGGACGAAGCAAACCCCCGGAUUAUGCUUUGGAAAAAAUAAGUGCUCCUGUCGCUCUCUAUUAUACACAGAAUGAUUAUUUGAGUGCUGUGAAGGACGUCAAGCGUCUGAUUAAGCGACUGCCCAAUGUUGUAGAGGAUCACUUGUAUCCAUACAAGAAAUGGAAUCACAUGGACAUAGUCUGGGGCAUCAGCACUAGGCGCCUGGCACAGCCUCACAUGCUGGAGGUCAUGCAGCGCUAUGAAGCGGUUGGAGCACAGAAUGGAACAAGUUUAAGUCCGGAAGACACUCACAGCACGACGACGGAAAAUGCGCAGACGACUGAGCAGACCACUGAGCAGUCUGAGAGCUUUCUUUCACACUCUCUUAACAGACUCAUAAAUUACAUUUUUAGCGACUAAGCUUUGAAAUGAGUCUUCUGUGUAUCGCAAUGAG
Molecule: messenger RNA, 1415 nt
Organism: Drosophila arizonae
Lineage: Eukaryota; Metazoa; Arthropoda; Insecta; Diptera; Drosophilidae
Product: lipase 3
Biological process (GO): lipid metabolic process
Molecular function (GO): hydrolase activity, acting on ester bonds
Source: RefSeq, a predicted model, not a curated record